AUGGAGAACGUCAAAGUGCAAUGGACGUCGUCGAAUACUACAAACGACCUCUCGCUAAGCCAGAUCAUCAACCUAGCAAGCUCAUUCAGCUCCUUGGCCAUUCUCUUGCCCCUGCUGCUGUAUCUACACUUCGACUACCUAGCUUUCGUGGCACUGGGACCAGGAGGCACACCUACGACGUUUCCUGGCUACAUCCGGGUGAAAGUGCUCAGCUUCUUCGCGCUCAACGAUCCGUACCUAGCAGCACCGACUCCAAGGCGAUUUGAGGGCCAGUCGGGCUAUCUGAUUGACCUGGCGAAACGAUCACUUCCCAGACCGUGUGCGAGAGGCAUCGCGCCACACCGACAAGUGACGCAAAAAGCCGACAAAGAUUGCUAUGGCAGACUCGCCAACUCGAUCGAGACGAUGGGCAGAUCGAGCGAUCGUCUCCGUCUAGGCACUUCCUGCUUCGAGAAGAACGGCACCGGGCUGUUCUCCACCUCGCCCGCUAAGCGCACCUGCAAUGGAGAGAUCUGCCAUGCUCAUCCGUCCGACGGGUCGAUGCAUAUGACUUUGCACCCGGCAGACGCCAAGGCCGUUCUGGAAGCUGGAUGGGGCGAACGACAUCCUCUGGCUCGAGGUGGAUGGUUCGAGCGGUUUGUGCCGGGAGGGUUCGUGAUGAUCUAUGCUCCUCACAGCGAGCAAGACGUCGAGACGGUGAUGCAGAUUGUUAAGGCCGCUGCUUGGUUUGUGAGUGGCGGCGACGGGAUCAAGGAUGUGAUCGCUGAGCGCAGAGAUAGUGGAUAUGCUUCGGCUGAAGACAUCUUGACAAAUCAGGCUUGUUGUUCUGGGAAGUAG
Molecule: messenger RNA, 837 nt
Organism: Recurvomyces mirabilis
Lineage: Eukaryota; Fungi; Ascomycota; Dothideomycetes; Mycosphaerellales; Teratosphaeriaceae
Exons: 1
Coding region: 1-837 (278 amino acids)
Source: RefSeq, a predicted model, not a curated record